This is a messenger RNA of Rotaria sordida, 1455 nucleotides long. Lineage: Eukaryota; Metazoa; Rotifera; Eurotatoria; Philodinida; Philodinidae. The record is from the annotation of a GenBank genome assembly.
AUGAAAUCUACACCUAGCGAAAUAUUAGAUUAUCGAUGUCGACUUGAAAAUCCAACAUCAUUAGGACGUUCAGGUGUUAGUCAAAUAUAUCAAUUACAUGGACUUCAGGCUGAAGGUUAUAAAAUAUUACAAGAAUUAUUUACUAAUAUAAAAGACAAAUUAUUCAAUGAAUAUGGUGUUCGUACUUAUUCAACAAAAAACGAGAUCAAAGUAGCAAUUGAUGGUGUAGUCUUAAAUCAAUAUUUAACCAAAGAUAUUGAUUGGUUAGGUAUUGAUCGUUUUACAUUAGAAAUAAUUUUAAGAAAAGAAUUCUGUUUGAAAUUCAAUAAUCAAAUUGAAUGGAAAUGUAAUAGUAGAGUAAUGAAAUUAAUUGUUAAUCAAUCAUCAAAUAUUGUUAAAGGUGUAAAAUAUCGAUCAAAGAAAAAUAUCGAUUCAUCAUCAUUAUUUGAUAUCUAUGGAGAUUUUAUUAUUGAUUGUACUGGUCACAAUACAUCAUCAUCUAAAUGGUUAAAAGAGAGUUUGAAUUUAAUUGUACCAACUGUACAAAUACAUUUUGGUGGUGGUGCUGUUACAUUUAUUGGUGAAAGAUUUCGAACCGGUAAUCUAACAUUCGAUUCAGCGGCUGUAAUUGGUGUCAUUGCUAAUCCUCCGAAGAAAAAUACUAGUUUUAUUCUAAGUCCAGUGCGACAAAUCAAUACAACUGAUCAAAAUUCAUUAGGAAUAUUAACAGCAUGUGCUAUAACCUGUGUUAAUUCCGAAUAUCCACCUAAUGAUUCAUAUGAAAACUUAUUAGAAUGGACAAAAGAAAAUCUAGAUCCAGAAUAUUUUACGGUUAUAAAAUCAAUAAAAAUUUCUAGUCCAAUAAUUCCAAAUCGUCAUGCAAUUGAUGAUCGAAAGUAUGUCGAAGUACUCGGUAAAAAAUGGCCUCAAAAUUAUGUAUUAAUAGGUGAUGCUAUGUGUACAUUUAAUCCACAAUAUGCACAAGGUAUGACACAUGCAUGUAGACAGGCAAGAGAAUUAGGAAAAAUCUUUGGCGAAAAUUGUCAUAAAUUAAAAGAUAUUUCUCAUAUUUUUAAUCGUCGUGCUUCAAAAAUUACUGAAGAAUGUUGGCUUGCUUCGACUGUAAAUGAUUGGAAAAUACCAACAUUAAAAGUAAUUGAAACAAAUAAAAAUGGUCAAGUGAAAAUUUAUCAAAGAGGUUAUCAUUCGGAUAUAACUAACAAUGAUGAACCACGAACACCUUUAAAAAUACGAUUUAUGCAAUGGUAUAAUUAUUGGUUUUUUCAAUGUGCAUCGAAAUCUGAACAAUUAGCUACAGAUUUCCUAUUUGUUGUCAAUCAAUCGAGCAAUCCAUUAAUAUUAAUGAAACCUACAACUUUUUUUAGAGUUAUUCGUAUGGCAUUCAUGAAUUAUUUAAAGGAGAAAGGUCUUUUUGGUAGAAGAUCGACUUCAUAG